AUGGGACUGCGAUUGUAUUAUUUACCGCACAGCCCACCGUGCAGGGCAGUGAAGCUCCUUGCGGCGGAGCUCGGACUCGAUUUGGAAAUCAAACCAGUGAACCUAUGGGCUGGGGAUCAUCUGAAAGAUGAGUUUUUGGCUUUGAAUCCGACGCACACAGUCCCGACGCUGGAUGAUAACGGAUUCGUGAUAUGGGAUAGCCAUGCUAUUCUGCAGUAUCUGAUGAACAAAUAUGGGAAAGACAGUAGCGACUUGUAUCCACAAGACCCGGAAAAGCGAGCUGUGAUUGACAAUCGCUUAUGUUUCGACCUGGGAACUUUGAAUGCCAACAUCCGUGAUUAUUACGUGAGUUUCGUUUUCACCCAAAUAAAGAUGAAGGAUUACGACGAGAUUAUCGAGACUGGCGCCCAGCUGUGGUUCGACGACUUGUUCGCCAAGAUUACUGAAGGCAAAGAGAUCAAAUGA
Notodromas monacha is the source of this 465-nucleotide messenger RNA. NCBI's taxonomy places the organism in Eukaryota, Metazoa, Arthropoda, Ostracoda, Podocopida, Cyprididae. The record is from the annotation of a GenBank genome assembly.